AUGUGUUCCAAACUUUAAUAUUAUAUAUAUAUAUAUAGAUAUAUAUAUACAUAAGUAUGUUAGUUAAAUCUUAACCGGUAGAGAGCGCAAAGUAUCCAACGGUAACUGACUUAACCUAAACAGAAUACUGGUGAUGUUUGAUGUGCUAACAGGUGUUAUCGUAAGCAACACACGAUGAACGGAACACUUUUCUUACUACUUCUUAGCUGCCUAAUUACUUUGGACUUCGUGAAUGCAUAUAUUGAUCAAAAUGAAGAUUUACGGGAACAGUCAGGAAUUAAUCUUCUAGAACUGCUCCGCUCCUAUGGAGAACGAGGAAGGGAAAACCGUAGGAAUAUUGAUAACGAUCUGGAAACAUGGACUGGGAGAUGGAUGCCGGAAAGAAUAAAUGAUCCUACUCCGCCUCCUAAAAUAUUACCUAAGAAUGAAUAUUCGCAUGAUGAUUAUUCACAGAAUUUUAUAAAUACAAUACAUAUGGGUAUAAUAUCUACACAAUGCGAUGACGCUAAGACAAAUUUAACGAUUGAUUGGGAUGGAUCACCGGAAAAUUAUACUUGUUAUAAUAGACGCUUUAUACCUAACACAAAAGUAAUUCCUAUAGUAUACUGUGAAAAUGUACCGACAGCAUACGUGGCUGCUCAUAAAUGUAUGAACGAGAAGAUAGAAUAUGACAGUAAUUUACCACUUUAUGGAACGCAUAGACCAUUGUGGCCUGUUUACGGAGAAUAUAAAUUUUUACCAAAACAAAGAUGGCUUCAUAGUAUGGAGCAUGGAGCGGUUGUUAUGUUAUAUCAUCCAUGCGCUAAUCCAUUAGAAGUGAAGCGUUUGAAAUCUUUAAUUAAGAGUUGUCUUCGGCGACAUAUUAUAACACCGUACAAUUAUAUGAAUAUAAAUAGACCUCUAGUAUUAUUAACAUGGGGUUGUUCAUUGACAAUGUCGUAUGUCAAUCCUACAGUAGUAAGACACUUUAUUCGUGAAAAAGCUCUACAUGGUCCAGAACAAUUAUCGGAUGAUGGACAAUUUCAAGAUCAACUUCUUUCUAAAGCAAAGAUCGUUUAUGAUAAAGAUGAUACCAUAAUUUGCCCCUAAUAAAUGAACGACGUGCAAUAUUUUUCAUGAGAUUACAAUAUAUUACAUUAAUUUUUGACUAUAUAUAUAAUAUUUAAUGCAACUUUUCGAAAAUUUUAUAUAUAUAUAUAUAUAUAUAUAUAUAUCCUAAUAUUUGGCCUUACAUUUUAAGGAUUCAUUUCCAUGUACUUUCAGCAUUUUAAUAAUUAGGCUUUUAGGAUAGUAAAAUUAAUUUUAAAGCACUGGCUGUGUAAUAAAAUUUAUAUUAUUUUCUUAAUAAAUUGUAAUACAUGU
Polistes canadensis is the source of this 1362-nucleotide messenger RNA. RefSeq lists its product as uncharacterized. The record is from RefSeq and is a predicted model, not a curated record. The transcript has 7 exons. The coding region runs from base 175 to 1089 and encodes 304 amino acids. Lineage: Eukaryota; Metazoa; Arthropoda; Insecta; Hymenoptera; Vespidae. Gene Ontology annotation, cellular component: cytoplasm.